Molecule: messenger RNA, 970 nt
Organism: Cucurbita moschata (crookneck pumpkin)
Lineage: Eukaryota; Viridiplantae; Streptophyta; Magnoliopsida; Cucurbitales; Cucurbitaceae
Product: lactoylglutathione lyase
Exons: 9
Coding region: 50-745 (231 amino acids)
Molecular function (GO): lactoylglutathione lyase activity; metal ion binding
Source: RefSeq, a predicted model, not a curated record
AGAACCAGAGUGGGCUCUGAAAAGGUAAGCAAAACCAAUCAAAUCCUCCAUGGCUUCCUUAUCAAUGGCUACCAUUUUACCCCGUCUAUCUCGUUUGGGGUUUGCGUCGAGAUUUUCUUUAAACCCAUUGUUUAUGCUCCCCAAAAGUAGUAGAAUCGAGAGAUUGAAUCGAUUGAGACCCUUUUCGAUGGCUUCGGUUCCUAAAGAAUCUCCCGCAAACAAUCCGGGACUUCACGCAACCCCCGACGAUGCCACUAAAGGUUACAUCAUGCAACAGACUAUGUUCCGGAUUAAGGAUCCUAAAGCCAGUCUUGACUUCUAUUCUCGAGUUCUGGGCAUGUCAUUACUCAAGAGGCUGGAUUUUCCUGAAAUGAAGUUUAGCUUAUACUUCUUGGGUUAUGAGGAUGUUGCUUCUGCCCCAGACAACGCAGUUGAUAGAACGGUCUGGACUUUUGGUCGGAAGGCUACAAUUGAGUUAACACACAACUGGGGUACUGAAAGUGACCCUGAAUUUAAAGGAUAUCAUAAUGGGAACUCGGAUCCUCGUGGCUUUGGACACAUUGGUAUAACUGUUGAUGACACGUAUAAGGCGUGCGAGAGAUUUGAACGCCUAGGAGUGGAAUUUGUUAAAAAACCAGAUGACGGCAAGAUGAAAGGUAUUGCAUUUAUAAAGGAUCCUGAUGGCUACUGGAUUGAAAUCUUCGACCUCAAACUCAUCGGAAACGUGACUACUAAUGCUGCUUGAGAUCAUAUGAACAAGUUUACGGGACUGUUUUCUUCGAUGCAGUACGAUCUAUGGUUGACGUGUUUCGUUUCUGGUUUCUGGUUUCUCGGUCGGGCAAACUUUAGUCACAUUCUUGCCCUGUUGGAAAGAAUAUACUGAACUUUGAUCUAUAUGUUUACAUGAACUGGUAUUUGUUCUAAAGCAAAUUCUGAGGCUUUUAUUCUCACCUUUUGAUUCCAAUAUGUU